AGUGAAAAAACAAUGAUGGAGUAGCUCUCGACAGUUUGAUGUAGUUAAGAGUACCUAGUUCGGUUGAUUUUUCUAUAAAUUAGAAAAAAAUACACAAUGGCUUCCUCUUCAAACGUUAAUGGAAACCUGGUUGAUGAAUUGGAAGAAGCGUUUCAGUCUUGUAUUCACGCACUGACAAAGGAAGAAUCUGCUACCGGCGUUGAUAAAGAUGAAAUCAAACUGGAGGUGGAUCAAACAACAUUGAAAUUCAUCGAUUUAGCUCGUCAGAUGGAAGCAUUCUUUUUGCAGAAACGUUUUCUUUUGUCUGCAUUGAAACCAGAUCUGCUUUUGAAAGAAGAAAAUUUUGAUCUUAAACAGGAAAUUGCUCGAAAGGAUGAGUUGAUUCGUAAGCACUAUGAAAAAAUUGAAUCGUGGAAAAAUUUGCUCUCAGAUCAGCAAAAUUACAAUAAACCGAUUCAGGCGCUUCCGCCAGAGAUGCGUGGUAAUUUAGCGGGUGGUGCUCCAGGAGGCCCAGGUCUGAUACCAGGCGGGAUGGGUAUGCCGAUGCAGAAUUCGAUGCAAGUUCAACAAAUGCAAGCCCAGCAGCAGCAGAUGCAAAUGUUGCAGGCUCAGCAAAUGCAGCAGAUGCAAUCAAUGCCAAUAGGGGCUAAUCCUCAGCUAUUUCCUCAACCCGGCGGAGGUCGUGGUGUUGGAGCUGGUGGUCCUGGUUUUCAACAAAGUCAAAAUCUCCAAGGACCAUUAGCUUAUCUGGAAAAAACUGCUAGCAAUAUAGAUCUAGUUGGAAUGGGGGACGGUCGAAGGUGACGCGGGCGGGGCAGGGGGCGCGGAAGAGGUCGUGGUCGUGGCAGAGGCCGCGGACGUGGAAAUGCUCCCGAGUUUCAUAGUGGAACGUUAUCUUGAGAAAGGAUCAUCAUUUUGUUACGGUAGACGUCGUAAUUAGUUUAUAUUACAAUAUACAAACAGAAUUGUCCACUCUAAAAGCAGUAAAAAAUUAACCUUAACAAACCAAUGCUCCUUCAACCUGCUACAGAUACAAAAACCUAUCGUUUUGGCUUUUCUAUUCCUCAAAAAAUUAAACGAAGAAUACAGUCAAUCCAAAGACAAACAGCAAGAACAUCAUGGAAGAUAUAGAAUAACUUUCAAAAUUGCGCCUAAUUAAAUUGUGAAUCGGUUGUGUGUUGUAGUGUAAGCCUAAUACCUUGUCCUGAUCAUUUUCAAAAAGAUAAACGUUACGCUGUGGGGCGCUUUGAACCCGACUAAAAAUAUGAAGGAAUAGAUAAAACUUCACCGGAUUGAUUAAAAUAGAAAAAUCUAUCAGCUAAGUAGCGUCAGAAACAAGGAUUUGUCGCAGUCGAAUUAAACAAAUAUCAUUUUGUACAGAUCAAGGAUAGUUUUCUUCGUUUUAUUUCGAUUGUCAUUCGUUAGCUUUAUAUCAAGUUUUCCCUGCUGUUUCUGGGUCGAUAAUUUUUUCCUGCUUUUAAAUCCUUGGACAGGUUGCAGCUCUGCUAUUGUAAGAGUAUUAGUUUGUCCUGAAAAUCUAAAUUUAAUAAAUAAAAGUGUCAUUAAAAAAUAAAAAUAAGAUUUCAUUACUUCUGCAAGUAUGGGAAAAUGAACGACUGAACGCAAAAAAUCGGAUUAGCUUUAGUUUUAAGGACCCGUUUAAAUACUGUUAAAUUCAAAAACCAGAUACAAACAUUGAAUGCAAAUACUGAACGAUGCAAAAAUUGUUUAAAACAUCUUGUAAGCAAAUAUUUAGUUUGUUCAAUUUUUUUAAUUUUUUUAAACGUAUUUCGAAGAUUGUAUUUUUUUUUUGUUUAUAUAUAUUAUUGUGAGAUGUAUUAAGUUACUGUAUUCGGUAUGAUGAUGAUGGAUUUUUAGUUUGUUUGAGAGUUAAAAAUAAUGAGCAGUCUACAAACGUUUGAGCCUCGCGCGCGAAGCAGAUAAUGACUAUUUGGAAAGCGAACAGGACUGGCCGAAGAGCUUUAGCAUUCAGUGUGUUAAGUUUGACUCUUGACCUUGAUCGCAAGGUUUUAUUAGUUAAUUUAAGGAAUAGAUUCGGAAAACUGAUUGGGAUCGACAGAUGUUGAUGGAAUUGUGCUUGGCUCUGCUCAUCCGCAGUCUCGUUACUCCAUCGUAGCUGAUGUUUGUAGCGAUGAAACGAAACAUAGAACGCAAUAACCAGAGAAAAAUCAAACAUGGCAUGGUUUGUUUCGUGUGAUCUGAUCCAUCCUUAUUAGCAUGGUUUGUUACGGGUGAUUUGAUCCAUGCUUCAUAUAACAACAGUCAAUUCAGUAAUUUUGAAAUUUCGAACAGUAACCAUCAAAGCUGUCAACACUACUUACACAUUCUAUAUUAUUGAUUUCUUAGUAAACAAAACCGUCACACUUGUAUAAACAAAUUUGAACAAUUCUAAACCGAACAUAAGUAAUGAAUACGCAAGUCGAACGGAAUGCAAAAUGGAAAUUGCACAUUCGAUCGGAAUAUUUCGAAUCGAUCGACGUACAGAAUAGGGGUGAGAACCAACACUCUUUUUUUUGUCUGUCGAUAUUUCGUUUGUAAAUUGAAUUAUUGAAAAUCGAGUUUUUCGCAAACUUGUCAAUAUUUACGAAUUUAAAGUUGGCCGCGCUGUUUUUAUUCUGCACGCCAAGCCAGUUUUGUGUAUCAUACUUUAUAGAGAAAUGAAGCCUACAGACAGACAGAAGAGAGUAGAUGUGCUCAAUAUGCAGUCUUACGAUUUGUUCCAAACGAAACUGACGGUUAGCCAAUGCAAUUUGAAUCAGAAUAAUCUACGGCCGUAUAUUGAAUACAUACGAUAUAUGCAGUUCGGGAAUCGGCUACACGGAUUCCGUUUAUGACAGAAAUUAAAAUUAUUGCAAUCAGUUCUAAAAAAAAACAAUUGCUGUUAAAGAUUUUAAAUUGUCUUAUCAUCUUAUAUGGCAGAAAUCAGCUCGAGAAAUCGACCAAGAGCGAAAAAAGACAUUAUUAUCGACUUUGCAAACGAUUGUGCCAAAGGAUAAAUUAAAAUAUUUUGAAAACAUUACUACGAAAUAAACUCUACUGAAAAGGCGAUGAAUCUAUAUCAGUUUGUUUAAUAACUAAAUCAGUGUAUUUCUAUGCCCCAUUAAUAUAUUUUCUUUUUCUUCAGUGGGACGGUAAUGCGUAGAAUAUUACAGAUGGGACAAUUUGACUUAAUACUUUUUCGAAAAGUUUUCGAACAAACUGCCAGAUUUUAUUAUAUUUUCUUGAAAUAUAUGUGUUUACAAACCGCUUGAGCUUGAGCGACCACCCCUGGUUGCUACUCCGUUACUGAUCGGGAUUAGCUGAAAUUGUACAGGGAGUUUCUAGAUGAUCCGACCUGGGACUGGUAAAUCAUCCUUCAAUGUACAACAUCUUCUGAUAAUCCCAGAAUUCAUUGAUCAGUACCGGCGCCGGCCAGGCCCGAAUGUAGAUCGUCUAAGGAAUGGGAAGGGAUGUUAGUCCAACACUUGUUGUUACUAGAGGCCGUAUAUACUACUGCGCACUCCACAAGUGUCACGGGAGAAGGAUAUUUGUUAGUAAAAAUUUCAGUAUUGGUAUUAUUCGCACGCGACUCAGUAUGUUCCGGUUUCAAGAUGCUCGGAUGCACCACUAAACUCACUGACUUCCCGAGUGAACGUUUAAACAAUAUCCUAUAUUAAAGUCCCGGAAAGUCUUGAUUCACAGCUCUUAUUCGAGGAAACUGAAGAAAAAUUUGCAAUACUAUCGCGUAAAGAAUAAAAACUUCCCUAUUUUUUAUAAAUGAAAUUACGUGAUACAAAAUAAACGAAUGAAUAGGAUUUAGACAAAAUAGUUGAUCUAUUCCAUUGUUUAUUUGUUUAUUUGGAGCAGGGAAAAAGCCCGGUGAAGUUAGUUUCUGUCAAACUUGCUCUCCAACAGGCAUAAAACCUCCUCAUCUUUAGCAUCAACAGAUUACAAUCAUCCAAAUGAUACAUUCUAAAUAGUUCUUAUAAAAUCAUUUUAAAUCACCAAAUAAAGGUCAACAGAUUUC
This is a messenger RNA of Malaya genurostris, 4027 nucleotides long. It is a transcript of the gene MED28, whose product is annotated as mediator of RNA polymerase II transcription subunit 28. The transcript has 4 exons. The record is from RefSeq and is a predicted model, not a curated record. Gene Ontology annotation, cellular component: mediator complex. NCBI's taxonomy places the organism in Eukaryota, Metazoa, Arthropoda, Insecta, Diptera, Culicidae. Bases 97 to 804 code for a protein of 235 amino acids.